Molecule: messenger RNA, 1053 nt
Organism: Nannospalax galili (Upper Galilee mountains blind mole rat)
Lineage: Eukaryota; Metazoa; Chordata; Mammalia; Rodentia; Spalacidae
Product: prolactin-7B1-like
Exons: 6
Coding region: 60-800 (246 amino acids)
Biological process (GO): positive regulation of receptor signaling pathway via JAK-STAT; mammary gland development; female pregnancy
Cellular component (GO): extracellular region
Molecular function (GO): prolactin receptor binding; hormone activity
Source: RefSeq, a predicted model, not a curated record
GGACUGCAGUGAAACACCUUUCCUGAGUCAGCAGCCCCCUGUGGUGGGACUCCUCAGAGAUGCAGCUGUCUUUGACUCAGCCUCUCUCCCGGAUGUUCCUGCUGUUCUUGCUGCCAAACCUUCUCCUGUGGGAGAACGUGUCCUCCGCACCCAAGCAUGACCGCAGAGCUGGCCUUGAAACACUUUCCCUCAGGGAAUUAUUGGAUCAUGCUGUGAUGCUCUCUCAAAGCCUCAGUGACCUCAAUAUGGAGCUGUACAUGUUAUUUCUCAGGAGUGACUUUUCUUCAAAAAUGUUCAGUACAUUUGUGUUACAGAAUAUCAAGGAUAAGGUCUUCAUGGCUAAGGUUCUCAAUAGCUGCCAAAAUUUUUCUCAGAACACUCCGGCGACCAUGGAGGAAGCAGCAAAUCUCGCAGUUGAAGACCUUCUGAAACUCAUCGUGAGACCAGUGUGCUUCUGGAAGGACCGUCUGCACCAUGCGGUAACAGCGCUCAGUGGUAUGCCGGGAGUCCCUGAUGAGCUCCUCUCAAAAGCCAAAGACACAGAGACCAAAAACGAAGAGCUUCUGGAGGUCAUCAGAUGGGUCAUCAACAAGGUUUUUCCUGGAAUUGAAGAAAAGGAGGAGCAUGUGGUCCACGGGGAUCUUGAAAGCUUACAGUCAGCGGAUGAACAGUCUCGCUUUUUGGCUCUUUAUAAAGUGUCCAUCUGCUUGGGGAUUGACACCCAGGCCGUUGAGCUGUACCUCAAGCUCCUGAAGUGUGUGUUCUUUGGUGGCAGGAUCUGCUACUCCUUAGGGUUUUGAGAUGGUAUUUACGAUCCUUCCUUUUGAAGCCACAGUUUAACUUUAUACUCUUUAAGGUAUGCUUCAGCCUAACGUGACGCGUUAAGAAAUAAAAGCAGACACAACUAUGUCAAGGUAUAAAAAUUAAGUUUUCCAGUGCCUUGUGUUCAUUCAGUACAAAAUUGAUAAACAGCAUUGAAAUUUUUCUACCAGAGAUGAUUUUUAUUGGAAAAUAAUACACGUAAAAACUUACUUUAGAACCACAGUAAGUUAC